Molecule: messenger RNA, 2935 nt
Organism: Ectocarpus siliculosus
Lineage: Eukaryota; Phaeophyceae; Ectocarpales; Ectocarpaceae
Source: the annotation of a GenBank genome assembly
AUGAAGCCGUGGAAGGAGAAUGGAACUGCUAUCAGCAGUGAAGAGGUCAACUUUCUCGUCUAUCGCUAUCUUCAGGAGUCUGGCUUCGCCCACUCUGCCUUCACGUUCGCUUAUGAGAGCCAGAUAACCAAGUCUAGCGUCGCCGAAGCACAGGUGGCGCCGGGCAUGCUGAUCACCUUCUUGCAGAAAGGUCUUGCCUACGUCGGAAUCGAGGAGCACCUGAAUGAGGACGGGUCUGAGUCUCGGUGCGACGUGGACUUCUCGCUGCUGAAGGCGCACGUAUGCGGUGUUCGGCGCAACGCCGUGGAAGGCGGCGGCAGUGGCAGCGGCAAGAAAAAGAGGGGGGCGGACGACGACAACGAUAACGACAAUAACCGGCGGGGUGCCGGUGCUGGUGGCGAGGGUUUCCAUAGGGGAGGACGAGAAGGUGCCACCGGCGGCGGCGGCGGAGGGAGCGCCGCCGGCGACCGGUCCCACAACGACGACCACACGGGGAGGGAGACGAACGGGGGGGCCGACGCCAGCGGCAGGGUGGGGGGGCACGGGCACAAAGGCGCAGCCGCCGGAGCCGCCGCGGGCGGCGCCAACAUGGCGAACACCGGGGAAGCGAUGGAGGUGGACACGGGGGAAGAGCGAGGCUACGGGGAGGAGAACGGGGGCGCGGGGGCGGCGGCAGCGGGAGGGGUUGCGGCGGGAGCGGUUGCUGCGAAUGGCGAGGGCGCCAUGGGUAUCAGCAUUGGAGACGGGUUGAAAGGGGGCCCCGCGGGGUGCGACGAGAUUCCGGACGGGGACGUGGCGGUUCUCAACAACCACCACUCCGAGGUGUUCAUGUGUGCAUGGAAUCCCAAGUACGACCUCCUGGCGUCGGGGUCCGGAGACUCUACAGCGCGGAUUUGGCAAAUAUCUCCCAAGUUGCGAGGCUCAAAGGUGGCGGAGGAAGCCUCGCGGACGUCGAUGGUGCUCAAGCACUCUAAGGAGGUGGGGGAUAAGAACAAGGACGUCACAACGCUAGAGUGGAACAGAGAGGGCACCCUAUUGGCUACAGGAUCUUACGACGGCGUGGCGCGCAUCUGGUCUCAGGAUGGAGCGCUGCAGCACACUCUGGAGGCACACGAGGGGCCGAUUUUCUCUCUCAAGUGGAACGAUAAGGGGAAUUUCUUGCUGAGCGGCAGUUCGGACAAGUCGGCGAUCGUGUGGGACGUCGCCAGGGGAGACGUGCAGCAACAAUUCCGAUUCCACGAGGCCCCCACUUUGGAUGUGGACUGGAAGGACGACCUGACGUUCGCGACGUGCUCCACCGACAAGGCUAUCCACACCUGUGUCAUUGGGGAGGAGUACCCAAGACAGACCUUCACCGGGCACUGCGACGAGGUAAACGCGAUCAAGUGGGAUCCCAGCGGUACCUUCCUCGCCAGCUGCUCGGAUGACUAUACAGCCAAGAUCUGGAAAAUGGGCCAAACGUCGUGCGUCCACAACUUGGAGGAGCACGACAAGGAAAUCUACACGAUCAAGUGGAGCCCCAGGCCAGAGAAGAAGCUCCUGCUGGCAAGUGCUUCGUUCGAUGCCACGGUCAAGCUCUGGGAUGUGCACGCCGGCAAGGUGGUGUCCACCCUUCAGAGGCAUCAAGACCCCGUCUAUAGCGUGGCCUUCAGCCCAUCAGGCGACUACUUGGUGAGCGGAUCUUUCGCCGGACAUUUGUACAUCUGGAGUGUGAAGGACGGCACUCUCGUCAAGAGCUAUCAGGGGGAGGGCGACAUCUUCGAGGUUGCCUGGAAUUUCCGAGAGGAUCGAAUCGCUGCUUGUUUCUCUACAAGCACGGUGUGCGUGAUGGACUGGCGUAUGUAAGGCACCGACCCGGCAGAAAGCACAUCCGGACCCAGCAGUCUUGGGUCGUUUUCGGACGUGCCGGUGCCGUUGUUGGCGAUGCCUAGGCUGAGGGUGAUUCUUUCCUGUCGAGUCUUCGAUUCUAACCCAUGCACACGAGAAAGCGCUGCUCCUGUUCUCGGUUGUUGUUGAACGGUCCAUAGACGGGUAAACAUGUUGGGAUGACAUUUUAUCUUUGUCCCUUGACGGAGUUCAACGUUACCUUUUGGGGCUGAGCUAGCGGUUGUCGCGGCCGUGAUGCUUCGAGGAUAAGCCGUGCAAUGAUUAUUCGAGUGAGCUUCGCGUUACUCUGCUAAUGUAUGCAUUGCCUGCUGGUUGGCUGCCAUGCGGCAGCAACCCGGCGGAGAUGUGGUGGGUUGAUGUCCUUUUCGGCAUGAUGUAUCGUUGAGAGUUAUAUUUGGAAGCUGUCUGGGUUGGCUGUGCCCUGGGUGUUCAUUGAGACCCGCGGAGCUGGGUGUUUACAACCGGUGCGGCUAUGUUCCAAAAUGACUACACGGCCGUUUCUCUGCUGUGACCAUCCAUGGUUUUGGCUCCGCCGGAGGUUGUUGCUGUUGUGUUGUGUUGUUGUAUUGUGCUUUUCGUUCUCUUUCUUUUUCGGUUCAUUUGCACACACACCCCCUCCCCCCCCCCCUCCUGAUCUAUCGCGAAUUGUAGUUUUCAUUCGUUAUGUCCGGCGUAUGUUGAAAUUUUCGAGGAGGAUGGGAGUGAAGUUAACAAAACUGAAUUUAGCACUGUAUUCUUCUGUCCGUAAAACUAUGUGCUUGUUGCGUUGUUUUUCCCAUGUUGCUUUCAGUCUAGCUCGGUUCGAUAAUCUUGGUAAAAUAGCUUGUGGAUAACGUCUAGGGUAACGGAGCGAAAGGUCCGCACAGCAAGUAGGUUACGUGACUGAUCGAUACAAGCGUGGGCGGGGGUGCCGUGUUGGACCAGUCGACCAGACAUUGUUGUACCGUAUAUUUUUUUUUGUAGACAAUUGAUCACAAAAGUGGACGAGCGUGAUGUGAGCGAAGGGAGGAGCUCCGAGCGAAUUGAAUAUGCAUUCGAAAUUAUGAUG